This is a messenger RNA of Plasmodium fragile, 3468 nucleotides long. RefSeq lists its product as uncharacterized. NCBI's taxonomy places the organism in Eukaryota, Apicomplexa, Aconoidasida, Haemosporida, Plasmodiidae. The transcript is spliced from 4 exons. The coding region runs from base 1 to 3468 and encodes 1155 amino acids. The record is from RefSeq and is a predicted model, not a curated record.
AUGGGGAUUUUUAUUACGGAUAUGAAAGAUGACAGUGAGUACCAAAAUGCUAAGAACUGUGACAAUGCAUACUGGGAGCAUCCAAUAGAGGACGGCCAGAAAGACCAACGACCAAGGGAGAUGAAUCGGAGCAAAGAAAGAGUUAUAUGCAGACUCAUGACGCAAGCGAUAUACUUUGCGAACGGAUGGACUAAGGAAGUAAAGAAAAACAUAGGCCACGAUACACAUAGUCACGAUAUUAAGGGGCUAAUAAGAUGCACAAUAGCGGAUAUAUACCAAGACAUACUGAGGGAAGACACAUGCGAGGGUUGGUGGGGUACAUACUAUGCAUGGUACGUCGUGGACCAAAUAUCGGGAGCGCUGAAGCAUAAAGUCAGGGAACAGCAUUGUAAGAAGGGGAAGUACAAGACUAUAGAAUUGAACACUUGGAACAUUAGGAAUAAGAUGAAGACAUGGCUAAAGCAGAAUGAACAGAUGAAGAAGAAAAUUGAGCAGGAACACAUAGGCGAAGGGUGUACGGGAAGGGAGGUAAAGACUAGGGAACAACUGAAAAAGGCCGGAGCAAUAGAGGACCAAGAGGCUGAACACAAGACAGAUGACGAAAUGAAACACACAGUAAAGCAGCAAGCAGAGAAGAUUUUGGGCGAGGUUCAGACAGAAAUGGAGAAGGAGCAGGACCAAUUAAGGGCGUCACCUGGGAAGGCACCCACGUACCCUUCUGGGGCAGACGCAGACGAAAAGAACGCUGAAGACAUCGAGAAACAAAUACAACAAGCAAUCGAGGAAGUGAAAGACGAAUUAAACGAAAUUAUCGCGCAGACUGCCGCUGGACAAGCAGCCGCCGCCAAUGCAGCAACCACACCAUCAAAGGCAUCGCCAGAGAAAACAGUUCCUGUGGCACCACCGAAGAAGCCAGAAGAUCCACCAGCUAAGGUACCAGAGGCACCAAAGGAGGUUGUUCCUGAGAAGAAAGGGCCGGCAACAGUGAAUGGGGCAGAUGGAGUGGGAAGGUCCGAUGAUUCCGAAACGGGAUCCAUACCACCACCUCCACCUGCGGCACCAGCACCAGCAGAAGGAUCAGCGACAGCGGGAGAUGGUACGAAGGUGCAACCGAAGGGCAAGGAUAUAGACAAAGCAGGUAAGUGUGGAAGUAAACCCACAGUUUCCGUGACCAAGAAUGCAGGCAGCGGAAUCUAUGCUUCUUCGUCAGAGACACUUGUCUCCUUUGGACCGAGUUCCGGAACUGGUGAUGAAUGUGACAGGACGCCCCAAGACUCGGGACCAGGACCUGAAGGAGUACACACCAAACCUACACCGGAUUCACAAACACCAGCACAAGAACCACCACCAGCAGCACCCACCCCGCCACCAGUAGCAACGGAAGCAGCACCCGCGCAGCCCGCAUCAGGUGGGGACACCGCACCCACAGGACCAGCACCCGACCCCGCAUCCCAGGGAUCCCCCACCCUUGAUAACCAGGACAAAGCUGCCACUGAUAGCGUCGUCAGUGGUGGGGGUGCCGUCGUCGAUGGCGGCAACGAUGACCCCCCUCCUCUCAAUCCACCCAAACCAAAACCGACCCCGAACCCCGAUCAAUCGGGUAGUAGUGUCGGCUCAGGGAGCCCCGGCGGCGUCCAAGACCCAGGUAGUACCGCAGGGAGUUCUGAGAACCGCAGCGGCGGUCUACCAGAUGUUGCUGGUGGUGGAGGAGGAGGUGGAAGUUCCUCCAGUUCAUCAUCUAGUUCAAGCUCCAGUUCAAGUUCUGCUACUGGUGCGGCAGCCGGUAAGCAAGCGGACACUGGCUCCCAGAAAUCUCAGUCAAAACCAUCACCCUCUCCUUCAAACAAGUUUGGCUUGAACUUAGACUUUGGGAAACAUACAGUAGGUGUAGGUGGAUCCUAUGGACCUUAUGGAAUACCUGUUACACCCGUGGGGAAAUCAACUAAUGAGUUUGAUGAUAAUAUCCCCCCCAUCUUUACUGCAACGGACAUCUUACUUUCUACUCCUGUUCUUAUCUUCUUUGCAUUUGUCACUUCUCUUAUCCUGCUCUUUUUUCUUGGCAAGUAUUUUGCCUUCCUCGGACACAAACGACGACGAACCUAUCGAACCGUUCGUGACGUGCCGUCACCGCCACUCGACGAAGAAAUUCUAGACCAUCUACAACGCGGCGAACUACCACCACCCGAUUACGGUUACACGAUGAUUCGGGAUAGGCAGCCCGGCAGAUUGCCCGCCCAACGACGACGACGUCAUCCACGCGUGCAUAAGCGCACGAUCAUUGAGCUACAUCUAGAAGUGCUCAACGAAUGUGAAGCAACCGAAUGGAAAAACGUCAAAGACGACUAUUUGCAAAUACUCGUUGAAGAGUUUAUGGGGGGCAACCACGGACAUAGUAGUUUCCCGGAUACUGCUAUCCCAAACGAGGGUUUACCAGGGAACCAUGUUCCAUCCACUGAGUCCGACGGCAUGGAUCCAUGUCCACCUAACGAAGAUAACCCAUGGAGUUGUAUGGAAACUACAGAGUUAGAAACGAAUUCAUGUCCACCACAUGGCCCCGAUCCAUGGAGUUGUAUGGAAACUAUACAGUUAGCAACGGACCCUUGUCGCCCUAACGAAGAUGACCCAUGGAGUUGUAUGGAAACCAUACCGUUCGACAUGGGCCCUUGUCCACCGAAUGACCCCGAUCCAUGGCGUUGUAUGGAAAGCAUACAGUUAGCAGCGGCCACUUCUGCUUCUAACGCACAGGACCCCGAUCCUUGCAGUAGUAUGGAAACUAUACCGUUAGCAACGGACACUUCUCCACCUACCAAAGACGACCCCGAUCCAUGGAGUUGCAUGCAAACCAUACAGUUAGAAGAAGAAGAGAGUCCUUCUUCCCUUGCAUACUCUUCCGACCCCGGCAAUGAACUGCCCGCCCCCGACGACAUUAAUUGGAUUAACUGGAUUGACCGCAACAAGCACCUAUUGCAGGCGUGCACGACGCAGCCGUGGUUUUUGCAGCUAACGUUGGCAUGGAAACAACACCUGCAUCAGCACAUGGCGGCAGACGCAAACAACGUAGUAUCCGGGCAGCGUGAACUCGGUGAAGCUGCAAUCCUGCCGAUGCAGAAAUUGGACUUGUGGAAAGAAUGGGUAGCGCAACAACAUCGGCAAAUGAGUAUGUAUGACGCGCAGGAGUGGUUUCAACAUUUGUUGAAUAAUGUGGCGGCGACAGUACCGGACACACGCGCAGUACCUGGAGUGGAAAACGACUUAGAAGUGGACAAAGUAAUGGGAACAGCAGAUAUGCUAAGAGUGAGAGAUGUUCCAAGGUCGCAACUGCAUCGGCAACCUUACAUGAAAAAACGGGUAACCGCUCAAAUAUGGAUACUGAUCCUGGCAUUAGUCAUAGAAGAGAGCGAAGUCGAGAGUAGCAUGCAGCAGACGGAGUUAUAUGUGGAUGACCUAUUGCAACAGUUUUCACAUUAG